Messenger RNA from Ilex paraguariensis (yerba mate), 2460 nucleotides. The record is from the annotation of a GenBank genome assembly. NCBI's taxonomy places the organism in Eukaryota, Viridiplantae, Streptophyta, Magnoliopsida, Aquifoliales, Aquifoliaceae.
AUAAAAUAGAGUUGGGUGUUGGGUGAUGCAAGAAUUGGAGUCCCAUCAAUUGGCCAAUACCAUGGAUUUUGGGAAUUCUUGUAUCAUCGUCAUCUUCCACUCUCUGUCUAGCCGCUUUUGCUGUCGUUUCUCUUCCUCGUCUGGUGCUUUGUCAUCGUCUUCCUUGUCUUCUGGAAGUACUUACUAUGUGCCCUAUAUGGCCGCAUGUAACCCCUCGUACUCCUUAAUCACUGCUUCUUAUUUCACUGCCAAGCCUUCUUUAUAUCCUGAAGAAAAAGCGUGAUUACCCCUUCAAGCUUCAACUCCUGUUUUCCUCAUUUAUUUCUUUUCUUUUCUCUCUCCCUCUCUCUGUAAUCGUCCCCCUUUAUCCCGUAUUGGAAAUUUAGUUAUUUUAUUGAGCCAAACACAAUGGUGGGUGUAUUUUUGUCUAAUGGUUCAGCAGCUUUGGCAAUUUGUGGUGGUUGCGGUUACAAUGGUGGUCUGGGUUUCAGGUAUGGUUUUGAUGGUCGUGGAUGUUGGAAUUUGAAUGAGAAAGGGAGGAGGAGCAAAUUUGUCACGACUACUGCAGCGCAGAUGAAGAGGCGAUCGAGCUUUUCACUUCUGGCCUCUUCUGCUUUAGCCACAACUAGAAUUGCAUCCCUUCCAAAUUUCAACCCGGAGGUUCUAAAGGCUGCUAGGGAGAAAUUUACACGGGAGAUAUCGUUUCAGUCCAAAGAUAAAGACAUCUCCAUUGCAAAGGCUUUGCUUUACAUUGCUGCUGAAGAUGAGGGAUUUAUGGCUUUCAAUAGAGAGAUGGAUGUUCAUUCACUUCAAAAUGAAAGGAAAGAUGCUUCAGUGCCAGCUGAUGCACAAGAGUAUAAAUGUGUCGAGGCUAUGCCCUUGGCUGGGAAGAGCAUAAAUGAAUGGCUGGCUGAGUUGGAUGCCAUUGCCAAAGAAGUUGAGGCAGAGCUAGUUUCAAGAGACAUAGGUUGCCAUUUAGUUGAAGUUUUGGAGGCAGUAAACGUAGUUCUUUUUGAGUUGAGAGGCUUCAAAAGGUCACCUGUACUAGUAGAUUCAAAAUAUUCAUACUUGCACUGGGUAUUAAGCUCUGGAUGCGGCAGUGCAAUUUUGCUUAGCGUUAUUUAUAUCGAGGUUUGUCGAAGACUAAAUCUGACCAUUGUGGGAUCUCGAGUUGGGGAAGAUUUUUUGAUAUGGCCCCAAACUGGAAACCCUGAGGAGCUAUUCAAGGUAACUUCAGGACACAGCUUGUUUGGAGUUGUCAAUGGAAGGUGUGUGGAAAACCCCAGAUCAAAGGCCUCAGACAUUGAUAGCAAUUCACUUUUGGGGCUUGAUAUUGCAACAAAUCGAGACAUUAUUGGGAUUGCCUUAGCCAAUUUGAUUAGGCUUCAUUGGAAACGUGCUUCGAGAAUGAACUAUGGACUGAUGCUAACAUCUGCGCUUAGGCCUGUACAUGCCGAUGAAAAAUUUAGCAAGAUUGAUGGUUCAAACUUCCCUUUGUUGCGGCCUCAAGAUCUGAGGUUCAAGAAUGUAAUAUUGCAAGAUUGGCAUGAGAAACGGGAGAAUUGUGAAUUUGGACUGAUAACAUUGUUCCACAUUCCAAUUAUGUUUCGUACAAAAAAUGCUCAUUGAAAUAUCGUAUCUGCAAAUUGUGCUGCUUGAAGUUCUUACUUACAGCCUUGACACAAAAUAUCUAGGCUGGCUAUUAUGGCUGCGGAAAGAUUACUUAUUCUCCAGCCACAUAAUUGGGUUUUGAGGAGAGACCAUGGCAUGCUGUUGUAUUAUAACAGGGAAUACGGAGAGGCAGUCCAAGAGCUUAGCAUUUGCAUGGCCUUUGCUCCAGAAGAAGAGGCUGAAGUUUUAGAAUCAUUUGUUGAGAAACUGCAUUUGUUACAGCUUGAAUCAUCAUGGAGAUCUUUGGGACAAAAAGGUCGGUUGACAGUUCCUUGACUUGUUCGUACAAUACAUUUGCCUUUUCCUUGACUUCAUGAACCCUUCCUAAACCAGAGAGAUCAUGGCUGAUGGCACUAAGUAUAAUCUUGUUUGAAACUUUGUAUGCACUUACAUCUAACCAUGUUUGAGUUGCAUGGUUCUGAGAAUGAGAUCAAUACAUAUUUAAAUACUGUUCCUCAACUCAAUUGAGAGACUUCAAAAGCAGACUACAUUAUUGGGGGUCUUGGUUCUAAUGUCAGGAGGCAUGAACAGCUGCUUAGAGAUGUGAAAUGGUGUCAUAUGAUCUUGGUUAAUUAGGUGAUGAAGCAGAUCUCUCAGAGGGUUGUGAUAUGGUAUGUAUUUUUAUAUGAAUGUACCAAGCAGUGUAGUUCUGUGGGAUAUAAUUUUCUUUUGGCUGCUGCCAAAGUAAUUGGUCAUUUCCUUGGAAGAAAGACAUAGUGCAACUUUGCCUUUGUUACAAUUCUAGCAAUACCCAUACUGAAUUUGGACCAAACUUUCAGUAAGUCAUAU